UAUUUUUGGAAAUACAUAUAAAGUUUAUAAAAUCAUACUUAAAUGACAGCACUUUUUGGUCAAUAAAAGCGUCGAAUAUCUUAAAACCGGCAUUAAAAAUCAUAUUUUGCAAGGAAAAAUAUUUUUUGACUCACUUUCGAGGUUCUUUUCCAUGUUUUCGUAUUAAAAACACACGAACACUUAAUGUUAUUCCCCGAGGUAAUUUUCUAGAAUAAUUUUUUGAAAUUUCGUAUUGUGGCGCGGAAACGGAAAUCAAGUGUUUUGCGACUCUGAUUGGAUCAAAAACGACUUGAAGCAAAUUAUUAUUCUCGUCUCCUGCAUUGCUGUAGUUUUAAGGGAAAAGGAGCCUUAUUACGAGUCUGUAUAAAGUAGCGUGUAGUGUGGUGACGUCAGCCAAUGUCACGUUACCGACUACCUCGUCCCGCGUGCCCGCCAUUAUCGGCCGCGCAUUUUGCCUACGCUGUCGUGUAGAAAGAAAAUCCAAUAUGGCCGCAAUCAACAGACGUAUUCGGUUAAUGUGACAGUAAUAACAUUAACUUAACCCUAUCUUUCGGCGUUUAGUGAUAAUAUAACCUACAAAGUGAAUUAAAAAGAGAUUUUUUCGAAAAGAACUAAUAAAUUGUCGGGUUUUAAUUGUAAAAUUAACGUUUUAAAAGUUUGCAGUCCAUUGAAGAACAAAAUGGCGUCGGACCGUGCUGUUGUUUGAAAAGUGAUUUUAAAAACUUAAUUUAUUUAUUAUAUGAUAAGUUUGUUGUAAACAAACCGUUAUGGUAGUAUUAAGGGAUGAUUACUUCGUAAUUAUAAAAAAAAUUGUCAGUGUUUGUCUGUAAAAUAACCAAGAAAAUCCAGAUUAAAGCUUAAAAAGAUGCCUGAGACUGGAGUAUCAGACUCUGAAAAUUCAGGAUCAGGUUCUGAUAGCAAGUCAGAAGAUUCCUCUUCAGGAUCAGAAAGCGGUUCAUCUUCGUCAUCGAGCGGUUCAGAAAGCGGAAACGAAAACAAUUCCGAUAACGAAAAAUCUAGUAAAGAUAAUGUUCAGCCAGAAUCGUUCAGUGUACCUGCAGCUUCAGCUACAGAUUACCAACCUGAACAUGAUGAAACAAGCAACACCUCAUCACCAGAACCAAAGAAAAAACGAUCAACCUCACCCAGAGAUUGGGAAGAAAAUCCAGACAUAUACGGUAUAAGGCGGUCUGGGAGGUCGCGCAGGGAACCCGAGAGGUUACAAGCAAAGGACGGGGAAGGUGUAAAAAGGCGGAGCGAUGAGUGGAAGUACAACGAGGGUAGUUCUUCUGAAUCGGAGAACGAAGGUGGUGAAAAGCCGCCCCCUAGCAAGAGGAUGGGUUCAAAAAGGGCGCCCGCGCGUAAACCGGCGCCGAAACGGAAGAGCCGUUACAGUUCGGAGGAGUCGAGCGGUUCGGACGAUGAAAAUAGACGACAGGCUACGCGAAGGGCCGCGGCCGCGGUCAGCUACAAGGAGGAUUCCGAGGAUAAAACGGAUUCGGAGGAUUUGCUCGAGGUGGACAAUACGGAGCCGGUCGAGCCUGUUCCCGAGGAGAAGUGCGAGACCAUCGAGAAAAUUAUCGCGAUGCGUCGAGGGAAGAAGGGCGUUACCGGUAACACGACCACGUGCUAUCACGUGGAGGAGAACGGAGAUCCGAACGAGGGGUGCGACCCGAAUGACCGGGAGAACACCGAAGAUCAGUACCUGAUUAAAUGGAAAGACUGGGCUCAUAUACACAACACCUGGGAAUCCGAUCAAUCGCUCAAAGAACAAAAAGUCAAGGGGCUCAAGAAACUUGAGAACUACAUCAAGAAGGAAGUUGAAAUAAGUCAGUGGAGACGGUAUGCAACUCCUGAGGAUGUCGAGUACUAUGAGUGCCAGUUAGAGCUCUCGCAAGAGCUUCUCAAAAGUUUUAAUAAUGUUGAACGUAUUAUAGCCAAGUUCAAUAAACCUGACGGAGGUACCGACUAUUUUAUAAAAUGGGAAAGCUUGCCAUAUGCGGAUUCGACCUGGGAGGAUUCCGCCUUGAUAUUGAGGAAGUGGCCGGAGAAAAUAAGCGAGUUCAAUCAGCGGGAAAAUUCGACUAAAACGCCCACGAAGCAUUGCAAAGCGCUAAGGCAUCGGCCCAAGUUCCACGAAGUUAAGGAGCAACCUCUAUACAUGACCGGAAAGGAAAAUACUUUGGUGCUAAGAGACUAUCAAAUGGAUGGUUUAAAUUGGAUGAUCCAUUCCUGGUCAAAGGACAAUUCUGUGAUUUUAGCUGAUGAGAUGGGCUUGGGUAAAACAAUACAAACAAUAUGCUUUUUAAAUUACCUCUUCAAUGAGCAAAAUUUACAUGGACCGUUUUUGUGCGUCAUACCACUCUCAACUAUGACCUCUUGGCAAAGGGAGUUCGCCCAAUGGGCACCGGAUGUCAACUUUGUUACAUACUUGGGAGAUGUACAAUCUAGAGAUACAAUUCGGCAAUACGAGUGGAGUUACGAAGGAUCAAAGCGGUUGAAAUUCAAUGCUAUCCUGACGACGUACGAGAUAGUCCUUAAGGAUAAGGCUUUUCUGGGAGCCCUUAGCUGGGCUGUUAUACUGGUUGACGAGGCUCAUAGACUGAAAAAUGACGAUUCGUUGUUGUACAAAGCUCUGAUGGAGUUCGACACCAACCACAGACUACUAAUUACCGGAACCCCAUUGCAGAAUAGUCUUAAGGAGUUGUGGGCUUUACUUCAUUUCAUUAUGCCAGAAAAGUUCACAACAUGGGAGGAAUUUGAGAAGGAGCACGAGUGUGCAUCAUCGAAAGGAUACGGAAGGCUUCACAAGGUAUUGGAACCGUUCAUUUUGCGUAGGGUGAAGAAAGAUGUGGAAAAAUCGUUGCCAGCCAAAGUGGAGCAGAUUCUUCGAGUGGAAAUGACUUCGGUGCAAAAGCAAUAUUACAAAUGGAUUUUAACAAAAAAUUACAACGCCUUAAGGAAAGGCGUGAAAGGAUCGACGAACACGUUUUUAAAUAUCGUAAUCGAGCUGAAAAAAUGCUGCAACCACGCGCUUUUAACAAAACCGACUGAGUACGAAAAUCAGACGUCGCAAAUGGACCAUUUGCAGACGUUGCUGCGAGGCUCCGGCAAGUUGGUGCUUCUCGAUAAACUUUUGAUUCGGUUGAAGGAAACCGGGCACCGUGUGCUUAUAUUCUCUCAGAUGGUGAGGAUGUUGGACAUUUUAAGUGAGUACUUGCAGCUGCGGCAUUUUCCCUUUCAACGUUUAGAUGGCGGAAUUAAAGGCGAACUGCGUAGGCAAGCGCUGGACCACUUCAACGCCGAAGGAUCUCAGGACUUUUGUUUCUUAUUGUCGACGCGUGCCGGCGGUUUGGGCAUCAACUUGGCCACGGCCGACACCGUAAUCAUAUUCGAUUCCGAUUGGAACCCGCAAAACGACUUGCAGGCGCAAGCGCGCGCCCACAGGAUCGGCCAGAAGAACCAAGUGAACAUCUACCGAUUGGUGACGGCGAGGUCCGUCGAAGAGGAAAUCGUCGAACGAGCCAAGCAAAAGAUGGUGCUGGACCAUCUUGUCAUCCAGCGGAUGGACACUACCGGCAGAACGGUUCUCGACAAGAAGGGCGCCUCCACGCAGAACCCGUUCAACAAGGAAGAUCUCACGGCCAUCCUAAAGUUCGGAGCUGAAGAGUUGUUUAAAGACGAGGACGUAGAAGAAGAACCCAACUGUGAUAUUGACGAAAUUCUUCGGCGUGCCGAGACUAGAGAUGAAGGUCCCGCGAUGGCCGGCGACGAGCUGCUGUCCGCCUUCAAGGUCGCCAGUUUUGCCGCUUUCGACGAAGACGCCGAGCCGUCUCCGGCGACCACGGCGCAGCAGGACGACGAAAGCAAAGAUUGGGACGAUAUUAUACCCGAGAACAUGAGGAAAAAGAUCGAAGAGGACGAGAAGUCCAAAGAGAUGGAAGAUUUAUACUUGCCUCCGAGGCUACGAAAGACAUUGCAGCAGAUCAAUAAUUCGGAAAGCGACGGCGAAGGGGGCGCAGGCGGGAAAGGGAAGAACCGACGUAAGAAAGAAGGCGACGAAUCCGAUAACUCAAAUCCGGAAACCGGAGAUGACACCGACGACGAUCGGCCGAAAAAACGUGGCAGACCCCCGGUCGGUAAUCGAGAGAAAAUUAAAAACUUUACGGAUGUGGAAAUACGUAGGUUUGUAAAGAGUUACAAAAGGUUCAGCGCUCCGUUGAAACGUUUGGAAGCGGUGGCAUGCGAUGCGGAAUUGCAGGAAAAGCCACUGGCGGAAUUGAGGAAAUUGGGAGAGAUGCUGCACGAACGGUGCAAGGCGUUUAUGAACGAACAAACUAAAGAAAAUAACGACACUAACGGUGAAACUUCCGGCGGCAAAGGCCGCAAAAGACUGAGAGGACCGUCGUUUAAACUCGGAGGCGUGUCGGUAAACGCGAAGACCAUGAUGGCCUGCGAAGAAGAGCUGGCUCCUCUCGAUGAGGUCCUUCCUUCCGACGCCCACGAAAGAAGUCGAUGGAUUUUGGAAAGUCGAACCAAACCGGCGCACUUCGACGUAGUUUGGGACGCAAACGAGGACUCGAAGCUUCUUCAAGGCAUCUACAUUUACGGUAUGGGCUCCUGGGAACAAAUUAAAUUGGACCCGUCGCUAGGUAUCGGUGAAAAAAUUCUAUUAAAUGAAGACAAAAAACCACAAGCCAAACAAUUACAAUCACGUGCCGAGUACUUGCUGAAAAUUCUCAGAAAAGGUCUGGACCAAAAGAAGGGUGUCUCCAAACCAAAACGGCAGCGGAAAGUUAAGGAAACCAAAGCCUUAACCAAAGAAAUUAUCGAACACGAUGACAUCAGUUCGAAUGACGAAUCUACCAGUCAAAGUGGUCAAGUCCCUUCGGCAUCUAAAAAACAAAAACCAUUGAAGAAAGACAAAGAACACCACCACCACCAUGAACAUCGGGAUGAAAAAGAGCAGCAGGAGCAUCGAGUCCUCCAGGAGAAGAAGGAAAAGAAAAAGGAGAAAAAAGAAAAGAAAAAGGCUGCCGGCCCCAUGCAUUUUACGGCUAAUAACGAGCCCAGAGCAUUAAACGUCCUGGGUGAUUUGGACCCUGCCAUUUUUAACGAAUGCAAGGAGAAAAUGAGACCGGUCAAGAAAGCCCUAAAAGCACUCGACAACCCUGAUCAGUCUUUAUCAGAAACCGACCAGGUGGCCCACACGAGACUCUGUCUCAUACAAAUUGGAGAGCAAAUCAAUACCUGCCUGGAAGCUUAUAGCAACGAUCCCGAAAGAGUGAAGGAAUGGAGAAGUAAUUUAUGGUAUUUUGUUUCAAAGUUUACGGAGUAUGAUUCGAAGAAAUUGUAUAAGCUUUAUAAGAAAGCUUGCAAGAAAAGUGAGAAGAAAGAGGAGUCGGCAGGUACCAGUAAAGAGAAGAGCAAAGAAAAUAAGGAACAUAAACGAAAACAUGAAAGCGACGCAGAGAAGGAAGAGAAAAGCCAUAAAAAACAUCAUUCAGAGAAGAAGGAAAAGAGAGAUAAAGAAAAGGAGAAGGAGCGUAGGAAAGAGAGCAGCAGAGGAGAUAAGGUAGAAGAGGGGGAAUUUCAGUCUUACCGCAAUCGUAAACCUUCGGGUUCGCAGAAAAAUCCGGCGUUCAGAAACGAACAGCAGGCCCACGUGGACAAACAAUGGUAUGGAAGAAAUUCCGACUACCAAAGACCCAUGGGCGGCGGCUACCAUAGGGAUCGAGGGGGGGACUACAAUCAAAGACCGGACAAGAGAUCGCCAGAUGCAGCAAAAGGAGAUUGGAGAAAUUAUCAGAGGGGAGCCAGAGAUGGUGCGGCGCAGCAGAUGGGGGGACGACCCCAAAUGUACUACGCCGGGAAUUACAAUAUGUCGAAUCCGUCGUUGUUUCCUCCAGAGCAGUUUCAAAGUUCGCGGUAUUCUCCGGGCGAUUGGAGGCCGCCGGAGAGGGAGUACCGUCGCGACGAUUACCGACGACAGCAGUAACUUGUACGUUUUUUUUUGUAUUUUAUUCAAUUUUACCAACUCUUUUUGAAUAACAUUAUUUUUUUGUUUUGGGAAGUUAUUGAGAAUGUUUUUAUUUUUUAAUUUAUUAGUACAACUGUCCCUUCUCGAUAAUUUUCCAGAAGCUGCAUUUUCAUUACCAAAUGUUUUAUAUAAAUUAUUAUGUACAUUUUAAAAUAGAUAAAGGUGGCUGUGUUUGUAAACAUUUUUUCACGAUAUAUGCAGGCCUACCAACAAAAUGUAAAUGAUACUUUUGAUGUACA
Molecule: messenger RNA, 6279 nt
Organism: Brassicogethes aeneus
Lineage: Eukaryota; Metazoa; Arthropoda; Insecta; Coleoptera; Nitidulidae
Source: the annotation of a GenBank genome assembly